Penicillium hordei is the source of this 1614-nucleotide messenger RNA. Its product is annotated as DUF4246 domain-containing protein. Bases 1 to 1614 code for a protein of 537 amino acids. The record is from RefSeq and is a predicted model, not a curated record. The transcript has 6 exons. NCBI's taxonomy places the organism in Eukaryota, Fungi, Ascomycota, Eurotiomycetes, Eurotiales, Aspergillaceae.
AUGUCUAGCGACAUGUUGAAGAGGGGGACCACCUUGACUCGCAUCUCCAAGGGCUUCUACAACGCGCUGGAUCCGAAUCAUCUGCAAGAUAAUAGACUUGACAAGCUCCUUGUCAAGAGAGAAAUCAUUAUGAUGCAGGUAAUGAAUACCAUCACUGAGAAACCCAAGUCGGAACGAAAGGUCUUUGACGAGACCAUCACCAACAAAUGGCGCGAAGAAAUCGCCCAAAAACUGCAGUGGAAGACAUCUUGUCUCGAGAAACAUGGAUACCUCGAGGUCUUUGAAAAUGUGAUCAAGUCGGAUACCGCCGUUUCCAAAGAGCUUCAGGAUGCACUGAAAGAGGCAGUAAAGCCUCUCGAGGAUGUUCCCGAGGAUCAGAAAGACUACCACCCCAGCUCAGAUGACAAGGUACUGGACCUCGUGCACCCAUUUCACUUCCCGGUUCUCUACGCCAAAACGCGAGUCCUCCCUGAUAAGAUUCUCGGCCUUGAAGACUGCCUUGAUUAUAUCGGGAAAGGCGAAGUCCUCCAGAUAGCGAGUCCUAGUGACAAGCCCCGCAGGAGAGGAUUAUCCGACCUACCGGUACUGAGCAUCAAGGUUCAGUGGAUGCCAUGUGACAUAGACAUCUCAAAGGAUGAAGAGUGUCGCAUCUUGUCCUACGUCAACAACGCCCACCCAGUCAAGCACCGCGCGCUAUACCAAGCUAUUGAAAAGAUCAUUUCACGAACUGUACCCCUGUGGGAGGCAUCUCUUACUGAAAAGGAUCAUCCUAAGAGAAUCUCGUACAACCAGGUUGAAUGGGAAGAAGGUUACGGAGAUGGAGAAUUUUCGGAAUGGGACGAAGAGGAGGAACAGUAUGACGGAAAGGGUGACUAUCAGGAAUAUCUGAAGCGCAGUGAAGACCAUUACAAGCGCCAGAAACAAUAUGAAGCUACUCGCAAAGUCAAAAUUCCCGAGCCAGACAAUGACCGGGUGCAGCCUAUCAAUUUCCGAACAGACUUUUGCCAUCGCAAACUGCAGAACGAGCGUAUCGUGGCAUCAGCAAUCUACUACUACGAUAGCGAUAACAUCACCAACAGCUCGCUCGCUUUCCGCCAUCGCGAAAUGGAUCAUUACAUGGACGACCUCGACUACGACCAACAUCAACACCAAUUCAUGCAACAGGCAUAUGGCUACUCCAUCGACUUGGAAAACAACACCCGCUGCCUGACGACGCAAGAACUCGGCAGCGUGGUCUCCAAGGAGGGUACACUCAUCACCUUCCCCAAUACGCUUCAGCACUGCGUAAGUCCGUUUUCGCUGGAGGAUCGGUCCAGGCCUGGUCAUUGCAAGGUUUUCGCAUUGUUCUUGGUCGUUCCGCACCGACGCGUUAUUUCUUCGGCUAAUGUGCCGCCGCAACGAGAGGAUUGGAAAGAGAGUAUUUUACAUGACGCUGUUGGGACCCUGUCCUGUGUAAUUUACUCGAAAAUGCCAUACACCGGUGACUCAGUGCCAUGCUAUCCACCCCAAGCAGGAGGCAUCUUCACCCAUCCGUCUCUCAUCAAUGUCACGUUAGAUCUCACAAAAUGGUCUCGAGACUUCUCCCAUCCAAACAUCACCCCGUCCGCGAUAUGA